Cladophialophora yegresii CBS 114405 is the source of this 1092-nucleotide messenger RNA. RefSeq lists its product as uncharacterized. Gene Ontology annotation, molecular function: oxidoreductase activity. The transcript is spliced from 2 exons. Lineage: Eukaryota; Fungi; Ascomycota; Eurotiomycetes; Chaetothyriales; Herpotrichiellaceae. The coding region runs from base 1 to 1092 and encodes 363 amino acids. The record is from RefSeq and is a predicted model, not a curated record.
AUGGCGACUCAAGGCGUCCCUGAGCAGAUGACUGCGGUCCAAGUGGUCGAGUUCAAUAAACCAUAUGAAAGUCGCAGGGUCCCCACCCCCACGGAUCUGGGUGAGUAUGAGAUGCUCCUCAAGACUGCCACGGCGUCGUUCUGUCACACCGAUACCAUGGUGAUCAAAGCUGCUUUCCCGACAAAGCUACCGUGUACCGCGUCUCAUGAAGGUACCGGCGUCGCGGUCGCCCUGGGGUCUAAAGUGCGCAACUUCAAAGUCGGUGACCGGAUAAUGACAGGCUUGCCGAAAGGGCCAUGUGGCACAUGCAGCAACUGCCAGGGCCCCGACGACUGGCGUCAGUACUGUGAGAACAUCGAAGGGCACAUUGGCAUUUUUGUCGACGGCGCCUUUGCCGAUUACCACGUUGCAGACUGCCGGAACAGCUGCCAUAUCCCCGACAAUGUCAGUUUUUCCGACGCAGCACCACUGGCCUGUGCAGGCAUCACGAUAUAUCGAGCGAUCGCCGUGAGUCAGGCCAAGAGUGGUGAUUGGCUCGCAUUUGUAGGAGCAGGCGGAGGGUUGGGUCAUCUAGGAAUACAAUUCGCACUGGCCAAAGGCAUUCAGGUAAUCGCGAUAGAGGCUCGUGAUGAGGGCAUGGAGCUCUGCAAAAAGUCCGGUGCCAAGCACAUCCUUGACGUGAGAGAGGGUCGAGACAAGCUGGUAGAGGACGUAAAGGCUUUGACCGGCGGCUCGGGAGCAUUUGCUGCCAUCAAUGUGAGCGCACAUGAGUCGGCAGCCACCUUGGCGUGCGCGGUGACGAGGAUGCACGGCACCAUGGUCCAGGUGGCCGCGCCGACCAACAUCAGCGUCGAAUUCGAACAACUGCUUUUCCGAGAUGUCCGGAUCCAAGGGUCGCUGAUUGCGGGACAGGAAGUCAGUCAGCAGAUGCUCAAUGACGUCUCAACGUUUGGCAUUCAUAUAGAAAAGAACCUGGUCUAUGGACUGGAACAAGUGCCCGACCUGGUUAAGCUGGCGCAUUCUGGGAAGAUGAAGGGCAAGGCUAUAUGCGUCGUGGAUAAGGAGCUCGAGGAAGGCACGGCGAAAAAGUAG